Molecule: messenger RNA, 4809 nt
Organism: Poecilia reticulata (guppy)
Lineage: Eukaryota; Metazoa; Chordata; Actinopteri; Cyprinodontiformes; Poeciliidae
Product: protein Dok-7
Biological process (GO): neuromuscular junction development; positive regulation of protein tyrosine kinase activity
Molecular function (GO): protein kinase binding
Source: RefSeq, a predicted model, not a curated record
CGACCAGCGCAGCUAUUUUGAAAGUGACCCCUCAUUCAGGCAGCGACUCUGCAGCUGUCAGGAACCAUGACUGAAGAUGACGGAUUCUGUUGUCGUGGAGGGAUACGCCAGACUCAGAGAUGGGAAAAAGUGGAGGACUAGGUGGCUCGUGUUUCGUAAGCCGUCGCCUGUAGCAGACUGCCUCGUUUUAGUGGUUUUCAAAGACAAAUCAGACAAACUCCAGAGCAACAAGGAGAGGGCGAGCGUCACCUUGGAGGAGAUCUGUGGCCUGGAAGCUGGACCUUGGUAUGAAGGCGUGGCGUUUACUCUGACCGUCCUCUGCCUGAACCAGGUCGCGCUGCUGGGCUUUGACAGCAGGGAGGCCAUGCAGGCGUGGGAGCUCCGCCUGCGCUACGGCCUCGGAGAGGUUCACAGAUUCGGCGUCGGGGUUUUACCAGGGACCAAGCUGGAGAGCGGACCUGCCACUCUCCACCUGUGCAACAACCUUCUGGCCCUCGUCCGGGACUUUCCUCCCGUCAUCAUUGGCCACUGGAACCUGCCGGACCUGCGCAGAUACGGACCGGUGCCGAAUGGAUUUGUGUUUGAAGGGGGAACAAGAUGUGGAUACUGGGCUGGUGUUUUUCUUCUGGCGUCUGCGGAGGGCGAGCAGAUCAGCUUUCUGUUCGACUGCAUCGUUAGAGGCAUCUGCCCCAGCAGAGGUCCAUUCGGACUGCGGCCCGUUUUGCCAGAACUCAACUCAGGCCAAACAAAUUCAGAGGAGAAGCUGAACCUGGAGACCCAGGAGCUGGAGAAGCGACUGAGCAUGCUCUCUCGUGGGAGCAGCACAGUCUCAUCCACGUAUUUCCCAUCUGCCGGGGGAGACGACCGCAGCAUAUCUGGCUCCUCUGACGCGUCCGACACCAGCCAGUCAGACUGCAGCAUCGGCAGCAGGCUGGCCAUUUGGUCCGAACCCGCCUCAAACGCCACCGGAAGCGCCUGCCACGCUGGCGCCAAGGCGGAGCUGCAGACUGCAGAGAAGCUGUCAGCCGGCCAGGGAGGCGGCGGCCGACCUUCGGCCAAGCCGCCCCGGCAGCUCCAGGACAUCGGCCGACAGAGCUCUUCGGACAGCGGCAUCGCCACCGGCAGCCACUCGUCCUACUCUGGGAGCUUCUCCUCGUACACGGGCAGCCUGGACAUCGCCCCUGGGGAGGACUUUGGCUCCGUGUUCGGCUUACCCCCACAGCUGGCUCAGGAGCUAAGCCCAUGCAGUUGCCCCACUGCUCCUGGACAGGAGUACCAGGUGCCAACGUCGCUUGUUGGGCAUCUCUAUGACUCUCCCAGGAGGGUGUUGCAUGAAGCGAGUGGGGGCGACAAAGACUGUGAGCCCUUUAAAUCACCUGAAGACCACCCCGUUCCUUCAGACUGCCCAGCGGAGUCCGAUUUGGGGGGCGCUGCUGAGGUUCAGUCAGAGGCGACGGACGGACAGUCAGAUCCUGCACACGCACAGGGCCCUUCAAGUGACGGCGGGAAAACAAAGGCGCUGCCCUCUAGUGGCUCCUCUCACAGCUGCGGCUCCCUCUCUGCCUCCAAAACUGUAGUGGCCAUCUGCUCAGUGUGUGGUGGGUUCAAGGGUAACCCCUACAUCCAGAUGAGUUCUUCAGGAAUACCAACCUUACCGGUGAAGAAUACUCUGGACAUGUCCCGGGCCUCUGCUGCACGCUCGACGGAGCCGCCGAGAGUGCAGCCGGGCGGCGAUGAGUCGCCGCCGCCGCCAAAGAGAGGAGAAAGAAAAAUAGCCGACCUCUUAUCUGAUCCGCUCAGCUUCCCGAGUGCGGGCGGCCAGCCGCAAACUGCAAACCCGUACGAGUCAAUGAGCCCCACUCCGGCAAAUGAGCUCAUUCUGGCACAAGCUGCGCCGCCGUGGGGCUCCCAGCAGGACAAAAGAGCUGUCGUUUAUGAAAACUGUUUGAAGUGUCGAGGAGAGCUCUGCCAACCUCCGCUGCAGGUCGCGCCUGCUAAAAUGCCCCGCAGCAGGGGCGUCCAUGGUUGUCAGAGCUUCCCAACUGGACCGUGCCUGAAGAAAAGCCAGGCCAGUGACAGAACUGCUGAUGAGGAGCUGCUUCAUGAACUCCUCAGGGGCGUUGAAGAGCGGCGUCGGCCGGAAGAUGUAAAUGACUCGACAGGAAGUGGAGAGAAAAAGCUCAACAGUAAAGAAGAACGACGCAGAGCUGAUCCUGCUUAUGAGGUCAUGGAGAGUCGGAUGCCGGAGAAACACCCAGAGGCUGAAGAGAAGAGCAAAUACGAGCUGAUGGGCAGCUACGGCCAGCAGAGGCUCCUCCAAGAGGCUGAAGGGGCAGCGUUUGUUUUCCCUCCGGAGGCUGCGCUUCCCGAGAGGCCCCGGAGCGAAAGCGUCACGUACGUGAAUAUUCCCAUCAGCCCGACGUCUAAGAAACAACUCAACUACAUGGAGCUGGAGCUGCAGGAGCCGGGCCACAGCGCCAGAGGGACCGUCGCACAUCUGCCGUCUCAGAGAAAGAGCUCCACCAGGUAUGCUCAGAUCGACAUCACCGCGACGGAGAUGGCCCACAGAGUCGGCGCGCAGCACGCCCUGGGCAGGCAGGAGGGCCUGCACAGCCUGGAGCUGAGGAGAAAGGGAACGCCGCACUGACUCCGUGCUUCGGAUUCGCUGCGUCGGGACUGUAUCCGCCGGAGAUGUGAAGAACUUGAUGGGAGCGUUUUGGUUUUCUGUUCUCUUUACAGUUUCUAAGCACAGACUGGGUUCACACAUGCUGGAAUCCAAGAACAAGGGGUGUUCACGUUGUUAGGCCAGGCUUUUGCUUCUGUAAUCGAUCAAGAAGCCGUGAUAACCGCGGUUGUGCGGUUUUGCAUGAAGCCACGCGCGACGCUUCCACCUCGUCCCCUCAGAAAGUCGGUUGCCUCACUAAAUGGCACUGCGCCAACUAAAAGGAGGAGAGCACCGACCCAGAGAUGAGUCACAGCCCAAAUGCCUCCCCCUCGCUCAGCUGCAUCUCAGCGCCAUCUUGGACCGUGCCACAUUUUUAAUCAUCGUUUGGGAAAAACAACAGAGAUGAAGCAAGAGGUGAUUAUUCCAUGAGGUAGUUGUAAAUUGCGUUGUGCUAAGCCGCUCGGAUUUGGCCUAAAGCCGUCCAUCCAGUCUUACUCAGAGCGCUGAGCAGGAGAAAGUAAAUGGCGAGUUACGGUGAGGAUCUGUAAUUGUUCCACGUUUCUCCGCUACGCCGGCUGACCUGCGUUGGCCUGCUGUGACUAACAGAUGCUGUUUGUUGUUUGAACAGAACCUGAGUGCUGCUUUCUUUGUGGGAUUUACUGUGGGGAAACUAUUUAUGGCUUCUGCAUAGGCGAGAGAAAACAAUGUUUGGAGAUUUUCUUUAGAGAUUUUUAAAUGAUUGUUUUGUGUCCUUUUACGUUUUCCUCGUUUCUUGUGCGGCACAUCGGUAAACCUCAGCAGAGGGUUGUUUCCGUCUCAUAUUCUGCUGCGUCUCACCUGCAGUUGACUUCAACAAGACGUUUAUUUCAUUUGAUACACAAGUAAAGAUAUAUGGAGAAUGUAUAAUUUGUGCUUUCUAGGUAAAAUUCUCUUUUUUUAGUAAGUUAUUUAUUGCUACAACUUUGUGUGUUUUUUCAGUGUUUACAGUUGCAGUGAAAAAAUUUCCAUGCAUCCAUUAGGGGCCUUAAUUCAUGUUUUAUAUGUUUAAUGGUUGAUUUGAUGAUAAUGGCACAGCAUGCCUCUGCCCCCACCAUGCUUUAUAGCUGGUGCAGCAUUGUUGGGUGUGAAAAUCUCUCCCCGACUCAUCCGAGCUCACCCAUUAACACCGAGACCAAAUCCUUUGAGUGUCACAUUUCUCUCUCCAGAAGUAACUGAUCUCAUUCAUGUAGGCGGCUGCACAUUUUAGUCUUUCUUGAAGGUGUAAAUUUUGGAGCCUCAGCUUCUUUUUUUGGUUGCUACUUUGUGGGCAGAGAUACAUUUGAUCCUGUAUUUUCUACUUCUUUGCAGCCUUGUGGCGCGUUCCUGAAUUAACUAAUCUCCUUCCAUCUGAGCGUGUUGUUUUCGUCUUUGUCCAAGCUUUCCUGAAAGUCAGUAAAAUAAUCUUUAACUGGAUAAAAAAUAGAUAUUUGGUUUGUGCCCCAUGGUUCAUAAUAUUCAUGCUCUAUACCAGACCAGAACUAUGCAGUCAAACUCCAGUCAGAUUCAGUGUCUAUUUUUUCAGAAGACAUUAAUAGAGUAGCAUUUUUACUCUAUUGAGAAACUACAGAGCCACAUUAAUAAGUCUACAUACCUUAAGAGGGCUAAGUACUGAUUUCCCGGCAGUUUUUCUGGAAAAGUCCCCCCCAACAAAACACCAAUCACCGCACAUUGUCAACAAGUAAUAAAAAUAGAUUUACCGUAAUCCUGAACUCUUUCAUCAAAAAUACUUCUUAUAAGUUAAAAUGUAAAGAUGAACUCACAUGUCUGACAGGGACAUUGUAGUUUUCAUUGUAAUUUCUCUGCAGAAAAUGUUUUCAUCUGAAACGUCUGAGUAUAAAAUAUGCAAGAUGCGCUGGAAUACGAAAUAUGCUUUUUCAAAAGGACAGACAAAAGCCAGAGUUUCAGAUUUAUUGCUUUCAGACGAUCAGUGUCGUAAGAGGUUAGUGUCUUCUGUCUCUGGUUUUACUUUCCUCAACUAACACGUAUUUUUAUUGGUGGUUGAUUAUUACAGUUUGAUAAUCAUGUAAUGCAGUAAGAACAAAAACUGAAUCACACUCAUUUCAAAAAAAUAUGUAAAUUGUAAAUAAAAUGGGAUAAAUAUUAAA